ACCACAGCGUGCACCGCUGUUGCCGCACCACAGUCUCGAUAGGCCGCUAGGCAGGCUACCAGCCCCAAAAACUACUGCUACAAGUGGUAUGGUAUUCUCCCGCAGGUCGCCGCUUGCCUUUGCUUCGCCUUGCCUAGCUACUCUCUGCUGCUGCUAGCUAGCUCCCUCCCGGCCGAUACCAAACUUGGCAACCCGUGAGUGGGCGGCCCGGCUGCAGCAGCACCAGCACCAGCACUAGUACCUCUGUCUCCUCCGCUCCCGCUCCAGUCAAGGCUGCCUCCUCGCCUCCCCUUCUCCUCCACCUGCUAGCUCCCUCCCGGACGGAUUGAUUGCUCCGUUGGCUCUGGAAGCGGCCGGCAUGGGCAGCAGGGAGCAGCAGCGCGGCAGGAGGGACCGCUUCAUCGUCAUCCCCUUCUCCUCCACCUGCCGCUCCGCCGCCAGCGUCGACAUCGUCCAGUCCAAGAAGCCCCAAGGUGCUGGCGGUGGCGGCGAGGGGACGUCGGCGGCGGCGGUGGUUAGGCCGGCCAAGGGGGAGUCGCUGUCGCUGGUGGCGCGGCUGCUCCGCGGGUUCAAGAACCUGUCCCACCAGAUCUUCGCGGUGUACGACGAGGACGACGAGGAGGAGGAGCCGGAGAUGGUGAUCGGCCUCCCCACGGACGUCAAGCAUGUCGCGCACAUCGGCUGGGACGGCAGCACCAGCACCACCUCCAGCGUCCGCUCCUGGAACCGCGCCGCCCCUCCGCCUGGCACCACCGCUCCGGCCGCCGCGUCCGCGUCCACCUCGGCCUCAGCCUCGUCCUCUUCUGCCGCUCCUCCACCGCCACAGGCGCAGCCGCCGUCGCUCUCCGCGCGGCAGUUCGAGCUCGCCAUGGCCGCGCAGGCGUCCGCCGCGGCCACAACCAGCACGAGCGGCGCCGCCCGGCGCCACCGCCACUACAGCUAGCGCGGCCGCGCGCGUCACCAAGCGGGGGCGUGAAUCUGGACGGUGGGUCGUGCCGUCGUCACGAGCCCUUGUCUCUUGCUCCCGAAUUAUCACCAGUUUCCCUUGUGUACGUAGCCAUAGCGACAUACCUUUUUUCCCGAGGAUUUUUGUUCGGUUGCUGCUUGUUUUACAUACAUGGUCACUGCCGAGUGCUGCUGAUACUGGAGUACGUAAUAUUUUACUAGUCGCUAAA
This is a messenger RNA of Hordeum vulgare subsp. vulgare (domesticated barley), 1175 nucleotides long. Its product is annotated as CRIB domain-containing protein RIC4-like. Bases 359 to 943 code for a protein of 194 amino acids. The record is from RefSeq and is a predicted model, not a curated record. The transcript is spliced from 2 exons. NCBI's taxonomy places the organism in Eukaryota, Viridiplantae, Streptophyta, Magnoliopsida, Poales, Poaceae.